AUGGGACACAGCAAGAACCGCAAACGUAACUUUAGGGUGCGAAUCCACGUUGCAGCCUCUGCGCGCAUUACACGUGGUACCCGGAGCCACGCCGUGUGCCACGUGUAUUGCGUGCAGAGUCUGCUCCUCACGCCAGGGCAAGAAGGCGAGGACCAUCGACUUGGCCAAGUCAGCCCUUGUUACCUACUUCAACGCCAGACGAAUGGCGCCGACCCAGCACUGGACACAGCCGUGCGCCACUACAUCGUUGGCCUCCCGAAGUACAACAAGCAGAACAAUGUGGACGAGGAAAAGAAGACCCACCCACUCACCGCGCAGGAGCUCUCAACAGUUGUCAACGCAUUGGCCAGUCUGCACCCGUUCUUGGGCUCUAUGCGGCGAUUUCUCUUUCUCGGUUGCUUCCGCAUGAGUGGAGUACUUGCCCUACGGUGGAAUGAUGUGCAAAUCGUGUCGGAUUCAAACGGAAGGUACCUAUCCGUACGACUGCGACGGCACAAGAAGGCUGGCGUCGAGGAAGACCGUCAAGUGUACUACUUUGACGAAUCUUCGUUCCCAUGCCUUCUGGUGUGUGGCUUCCACGACGACUAUACUGCCAAGCUGCAGGCUUGCUGUGUGAACUUGACAAACACCGCCUUUGUGUUUCCAAAUGUCGUAAUGCAGCACAAUGGGGUGCCAAAGGUUGAGUGGUACCGUGGCCUGGAGCAAGCCAAUUUGCGCAAGUCGUUGGGUGACCUGGUGGAUGCAACGCCCGACCUACCCAUUAGAAUAUCACUGCAUAGCCUUCGCCGUUGGGGUCGUUUUACCGUGUGUUCGAAUCAAGGGAGCGCCGCUUCAUUUUCGUUGUGGUGUCGUUGGAUGGACGCAAAUACCUGUUGUAAGUACCUCGUGACUCAGAGCAUUAGCAAUGACAUCGAUCCUCGCAACCUGCUUCGUACCUCCAAGUUUCAGCAUUCGACGCUGUCGGCUUGCCGUUCCGUGGAUGCUGUUGGGCAGGCGUCCUUGCAAGAGCACACUGUGGGCAGACAUGUUCCUACGAAAGUGAGAACACAACGGUCAAUGGACAGGUAUGUUGCACGAAAGUCAAUCCCAACUGCUCACUCGGCACGUGAGGCGUCGCAACAAUGGUUUGUUGCUGGCCCAAACAUUGGCUUGGUGUGCGCGCUGAAAGACUACACCAAGGACAUGAUUAAACUUGACAGGAAGAAGUACUCUGAGCGGCUGAUGUUGGCCAUGGCUUUCAUCAAGUUCCAAACGUUUGAUCAAUUUGAAGCUGCGUAUACGGGCUUUACUGCGUCGUAUGCUAGAAUUCUCCGAGAGGUCAGACUUAGAAAACGUAGUUGUACCAUGUAA
Molecule: messenger RNA, 1350 nt
Organism: Aphanomyces astaci
Lineage: Eukaryota; Oomycota; Saprolegniomycetes; Saprolegniales; Verrucalvaceae
Exons: 2
Coding region: 1-1350 (449 amino acids)
Biological process (GO): DNA integration; DNA recombination
Molecular function (GO): DNA binding
Source: RefSeq, a predicted model, not a curated record